Molecule: messenger RNA, 1359 nt
Organism: Rhizophagus irregularis DAOM 181602=DAOM 197198
Lineage: Eukaryota; Fungi; Glomeromycota; Glomeromycetes; Glomerales; Glomeraceae
Source: RefSeq, a predicted model, not a curated record
UAAAAAAAAAAAAGAAAUCUGAAAGAAAUUCUCCCGAAAUGUCCUUUUUUAAAUGUCGCGUUUUAAACAUUUCUCGAUUAAAUCGAUUAAAUAAAAUUUUCUUAAAUAGUUCAAUGAUAGUUAGACAUAAUUUUUUGGUUCGAAAUAAUUUUAAUACACGUUUAAAUAUUCGCACAUAUAUUUCACUAAAAUCCAUAUUUUCUCGUCAAAAUUCUACGCUUAAACCAAUAUCAAUUACAAAACCAAUCCUUUCCCAGGAUAAUCUUUUCCAUUCCUUAUCAGAAUCUCCAUUUGAAGAUCUUCGACAUCGUUAUAAACAAAUAUGCGUAUACGGUUCUUGUCCGGUAUGUUUAUCUCAAGAUAAUGAAGUAAAAAAUAAACCAAAAUAUGAAUGUCCAGAUUGUGGAUAUCCAACACAUUGUUCGUUAGAACAUUAUCUUCAAGAUAAAGAACAACAUAAAAAUUCAGGAACUUGUUCAAUGUUAAGACAAGCUAAUGAAGAUGAACAUGAUUUAAGAAGUGGUAGAACAAUGAUUGAAUUCGACUUUCCAUCAUCACAACCACUUGAUGAACAAGUUAAUAUGUUAAAUUGGGAUUUAUUUUUUUAUACACGUGGAUUUCCUAGUAUGGAUAAUGAUAGAUCUGUUAGACAUGUGUCAAAAUUAUUAACAUAUCCUAUUACGAUAGCAUCAAUAUUACAUGAAUAUGGUCCUUAUAAUAUUAAAAAUCGGUUAACCGAUGAAGGUUUAAAAUCUUUAACUGCUUUAAGAACUAUAAUAUAUCCCAAGAUUAUUUCUCAUGAUAUUAAAACCCAAAAACCAACUGAAAUUAUUCGAAUUUUUGUGUUGGGAGCACGAGCGGAAUCUCUAUUACCUCUUCAUAUUUAUUCUCAAUUAUCCUACUUAUUCCCUUUCACUUAUUUUCAUAUUUAUUUCAUUGGACCCGAAUCAAUACCCGGUAACAAUAAAAAAUUCCCCACGCAUUCAAAUUAUACACCACAACUUUCAUUUACAUGGACAACAUCAUUUUAUCAUGAUUAUCACGAUUCAUUAACACCAUUUGAUCCAUAUACAGAUGUAUUCUUUCUCUUUUCUCCAGGAAUUUCACAAACAAACACAUGGCAUGACACAAUAAUUAAAUUAUUACAAACCAAAUGUGCUAUAUUUAUUACCGGAUUUGAUCAAGAAGAUUUACAUAGUGAAGUAAGUGCUAUAGAAGAAAAAGGUGAAAAGGGUGAAUAUGAAUUGGAUUGGCUAUUAAGACCUGAAGAAUAAUAAAGCUAACCUAUUUAUUUAUUCAUUAAUAAAAAUAUUUAUAACCAAUAAAUUAAUAUGCACAUAUUUAGCGACGGCGUGUGUA